Messenger RNA from Paramecium octaurelia, 875 nucleotides. NCBI's taxonomy places the organism in Eukaryota, Ciliophora, Oligohymenophorea, Peniculida, Parameciidae. The record is from the annotation of a GenBank genome assembly.
AAUGGAUACUAUCGAUACAUUGAAAAAUGCCUUCCUUGAAUUCAUCAACAAACUCAAUCCUCUCUUGCCAGAUCAAUUGCUUUCUAUCGUCUCGGACUUCAAAGAAUAACUCUAGUCCAAGACUCCUUCCGAUCUCUAUGAAUUCGUUUAGCAAAUCCCAGAACUCAAAAAAAGUAACUCCUCUUGCAACACAUCUCCUGAACCACUCCUGAACAAAGUGGCAUCCCACGGUUACAAUCCUCUUUCAGUCUGCUCCUAAAAGGAUUCCGAUGACAAAAGUUAAAGUUCAUAUUCAGCUGAAAAAUAUUAAUAAUUGAAAAUAGGUAUUAUGUAAUUAAAUCUUAUGUAGAGAUCAAUAAAAAUUUCUUUCUGAAACCUACUACAAAGUUCAACUCCAAUGCCUAAAAUAAAAGCUCCAAAAAUGUCGACAUAGAAGCCAAAGUACAAAGAGAAAAUAUUAAAUGUAUUUUUAUACACAAUUUCAUCAAUAGUGGUUGACACUCUAAAGGAAAUGCCAAAGCUGAAGAGAAUCUGCUUUGCUGAAAGAACUGGUCUCUUAAGUUAAGUUUCAGAAGCAUUGCAUCAAUUUAAAAAAGAUGGCAUUACCCUUAAUACCGUAUAUGAGAAAAGCACUGAAAUCAGCACUCCCCAAACACCGAUGGAUACUAGAACAGGUCUCCAAUAAUGUUACUACGUAAGAAUAAUUACAUUGAGUGUAGUUUCAACCAUUUUCACAGUAACCAGUGUGUCAAUUCAAAGGAUAUAGUGUAUAUUCAAAGAGAGGAUUCAUGCAGCCAAUUCAAUUUGACAUGCAGUUCUAAUUGAUGCAACAGCAAUUUUAAAAUUAAUUAAUUUAUAAGAAACUAUACUUUUGA